This is a messenger RNA of Ostreococcus lucimarinus CCE9901, 630 nucleotides long. It is a transcript of the gene PRPL1, whose product is annotated as Plastid ribosomal protein L1 large ribosomal subunit. The transcript has a single exon. Lineage: Eukaryota; Viridiplantae; Chlorophyta; Mamiellophyceae; Mamiellales; Bathycoccaceae. Gene Ontology annotation, biological process: translation. The record is from RefSeq and is a predicted model, not a curated record. Gene Ontology annotation, cellular component: large ribosomal subunit. Gene Ontology annotation, molecular function: RNA binding; structural constituent of ribosome. The coding region runs from base 1 to 630 and encodes 209 amino acids.
AUGAAGAGCUCGGCCACGGCCAAGUUUGACGAAUCGGCCGAGCUGCACAUUCGAUUGAACAUCGACCCGAAGUACAACGACCAGCAGUUGCGCGCGACUGUGGCGUUGCCGAAGGGCACGGGCAAGAACGUUCGCGUCGCUGUUUUGUGCGCGGGCGACAACAUCGCCGCGGCGAAAGCGGCGGGUGCCGACUUUGCGGGUGAUGAUGACUUGGUUGACGAGAUUGCGGGCGGUAUGAUGGAUUUUGACUUGCUCGUCGCCACUCCGGAUAUGAUGCCGAAGGUGGCCAAGCUCGGUCGUCAGCUCGGCCCGAAGGGUCUCAUGCCGAACCCAAAGGCGGGUACGGUGACUACUGACGUCACGACGACUGUCAAUGAGUUCAAGGGGGGUAAGGUUGAGUUCCGCGCGGAUAAGCAAGGUAUCGUGCACGUUCCGUUUGGUAAGCUCAGCUUCAGCGCCGCCGACUUGAAGGAGAACCUUCUCUCCGUCGUCGGCGCGAUUGACGCGAACCGUCCGGUCGGUGCUAAGGGUGUCUACUGGCGCUCCAUGUACAUUGCGUCUAGCAUGGGCCCGUCCGUGCAAGUGGAUGUGCCGCAAGCGCGCGAUGAAGUCGCCGCCUUGUCUGCUUAA